AGGUGUUGAAAUAGUGGAAAUUUUCAAGUUAGAAAAAAAAUGAAAGAGAAUGGGUUUGAGAGAAGAGAGAGGUAUAAAGACAGUCGCUGGCAACCAAAUUGCUCCCCAGUUCACCCUGAGACAAGCCUCCUCUUUAGAACAACAUGAUGCUCCAGUCUGUCACAGAAAGCUUUGCCAAAGUGAUCCACGGCUUGAAGGUGGGACACCUGACAGAUCGUGUCAUUCAGCGGAGCAAGAGGAUGGUUCUGGAUGCUCUGGGAGUGGGGCUCCUGGGAACCAGCACAGAAGUGUUUCACAAAGCCAGUGGAUACAGUAAAAUCUAUAGUUCCAAUGUAUCCAGCACUGUUUGGGGCCAGCCAGAACUCAGGCUCCCACCAACCUAUGCUGCUUUCGUUAACGGUGUGGCUAUCCACUCAAUGGAUUUUGAUGACACGUGGCACCCUGCAACCCACCCUUCUGGAGCUGUCCUUCCUGUCCUCAUGGCUCUAUCAGAAGCCCUGCCACCAAGUCCAAAGUAUUCUGGCCUUGACCUGCUGCUGGCUUUCAAUGUUGGUAUUGAAGUGCAAGGCCGAUUACUGCGUUUCUCCAAAGAAGCCUAUGACAUACCAAAGAGAUUCCAUCCCCCCUCGGUGGUGGGAACCUUGGGGAGUGCUGCUGCCGCAUCUAAGUUUUUUGGGCUCAGCGUGACAGAGUGCCAAGAGGCCCUGGCUAUUGCUGUUUCUCAUGCUGGGGCACCCAUGGCAAAUGCUGCCACUCAGACCAAGCCACUUCACGUGGGCAAUGCUGCCAGGCAUGGGCUAGAAGCUGCUUUCCUGGCAAUGCUGGGUCUCCAGGGAAACAAACGGGUUUUGGAUUUGGAGACAGGGUUUGGGGCCUUCUAUACCAACUAUUCUCCUAAAGUCCUUCCAGACCUAGAUUCACACACUUGGCUUCUGGAGAAGCAGGAUGUGGCCUUCAAGCGUUUCCCUGCCCAUUUGGCCACCCACUGGGUGGCAGACACAGCUGCAUCCAUGAGAAGGCACCUUGUAACAGACAAAGGCCCACUCCCCAUUGACCGCAUUGAAAGAAUUGUGCUUCGAGUUCCAGAUGUCCAGUAUGUGAACAGGCCCUUCCCCAAAUCCGAGCAUGAAGCCCGCCACUCCUUCCAGUAUGUGGCCUGUGCCAUGCUGCUCGACGGUGUCAUCACUGUCCCAGCCUUCCACAAACGCCAGAUCAACAGGCCACAGGUGAGAGAGCUGCUUGGUAAGGUGGAGCUGGAGCACCCUCGAGACAACCUACCAAACUUCAACACACUGUACUGUGAGAUGAGUGUUGCCCUCAAGGAUGGAGCCGUCUUCACAGAGCGUUCGGAUACCUUCUACGGUCACUGGAGGAAGCCUCUGAGCCAGAAGGACCUACAGGAAAAGUUCAGAGCCAAUUCCUGCAGGACGCUGUCCUGCCACGCUAUAGAAAGGCUUAUAGAGAUAGUAGAAAACCUAGAAGACCUGGAAGACUGCUCUGUGCUAACCACACUUCUAAAAGAAACCUCUCCACCAAAGAUAGCUUCAAAAUCUAUCUAGCAUUUAACAAUUCCAUCAUACAAUCUCUCCUAUGGCUUGACAACAUCCAGGUGACUUUGUAUCAGGGGAAAUUCAAUUCUCUGCUUUAUAGAACGAAGGGUCUGUCCUGUGAAUAAGUGCAGCACACUUCAGCACUUCAGAGCCCAAACACAGAACUCGAUAUAUAUGGAAGCAGUCUUGUCCUGUAAAUUUUGCAAGACAGUUCCAGUUAUCUAGUUUGGCAAGCUAAUAAAGGUGCAAGAAACACAGAGAAAUUUAUUUUAAAAGCAUUCAUAAGGCUGAAAUUCAAGUCACCUGUACUUAGCUUAAACUUUUCAGAGGAAUUAUUUAUGAACCUUUAUGAACCUCAAGACAUGAGAGGGAUUUGAACUUCUACAUAAAACUUGCUGACAGUGAAGAUGGCUGUGGUCUGUUGUGCCACCAACAGACUUCUUAGACUAUGGGUUGUAAGAAUCCCUUCACUGUAGGGAGCCACAUUAGGCGUUACUGACAAAAUGGAGGCACGGCCCCAACUCCCUCUCCUUGUCCCACAGGCACGAACCCAGGAUGAAGGAGUUAGGCCUUGAGAUUCUGACUUGUUUUUUCCUCUCCUCGGCUGAGUUGACUGAAAGAAUAUUAAGGUGCUUAUUGUUCUUGAGAGGAGCAUGAGAAGGCACAAAGCCCUCUGCAGCUGUGCUCAGAGAAUAUUCAUAAAGUUAAUCAUUGACAUUCUUCAAGGACUUUUACAAAAGAGUGUUCCAGGAUGACCAGUAGGCCGCAGCUUGAGGCCAUGCGAGGCAUUGCUAUCUGAAAGCUAUUUGUGAGGGAAAUGUUUAUGACAAAGGAGUUUGCCGAAUUUAGGGCUUAGGAAUAAUUAAAAUA
Molecule: messenger RNA, 2420 nt
Organism: Bubalus bubalis (water buffalo)
Lineage: Eukaryota; Metazoa; Chordata; Mammalia; Artiodactyla; Bovidae
Gene: ACOD1
Product: aconitate decarboxylase 1
Exons: 5
Coding region: 144-1559 (471 amino acids)
Molecular function (GO): lyase activity
Source: RefSeq, a predicted model, not a curated record